This is a messenger RNA of Arxiozyma heterogenica, 687 nucleotides long. RefSeq names its product exosome non-catalytic core subunit MTR3 (gene MTR3). Gene Ontology annotation, biological process: nuclear mRNA surveillance; rRNA catabolic process; U4 snRNA 3'-end processing. Gene Ontology annotation, cellular component: nuclear exosome (RNase complex); cytoplasmic exosome (RNase complex); nucleolus. The transcript has a single exon. Lineage: Eukaryota; Fungi; Ascomycota; Saccharomycetes; Saccharomycetales; Saccharomycetaceae. Bases 1 to 687 code for a protein of 228 amino acids. The record is from RefSeq and is a predicted model, not a curated record.
AUGAAUGUUCAAGAUAGAAGAAGAAUUUUAGGUCCAGCUUCUGCAAAGCCAUUAGUCUUUGCUAAUUCAAAUGAAAAACAAAGUUUAUCUGCACUAAACAAUGAUGAGCUCAAUUUUCAGAAUGGCAUAAUUUCUAAUUCUAAUGGAUCAAGUAUUGUAGAAAAUAAUAAGAUGUCUUUAUUAACCUUAGUCUAUGGUCCAAGAUCAACGAGAGAUGUAUCCUUCCAACCAAAUUGUAAAAUAAAUAUAAUUAUUAAAAGUGAAAAAUUCGAAACAAAGAAUUUGAAAGAAUUGAGCCAAUUUUUAAUAUCUGUAUUACAAUGUUGUGUCUGCUUGGAGAACUAUCCAAAAUCUGGUAUUGAUAUUUUUAUUAAUUUUAAUAUUGAGGAUGAAGAUGAAUUAGUUGAGUAUAUUCCAGCUUUAGUCUCUGGUUGUAUAAUUGCUUUAAUAGAUGCAAAUAUUGAAAUAACUGAUAUCAUUGGAGCCAUUACUUUGAAUCACACUGCUGUAUGUCUUGGUCAAAAUGGUGAUCAGUUGUUGGGCCUUUGGAAGGAUCCAUAUAAGUUUAAUAAUAAUGAAUCAGAUGAUUAUGAUGAUUCUAUACCUUUAAGUGAAAUAAUAAAAUCAUGUCAGGAGAAAAUCAUAGUGUCAAAACAGCAAUUAAUACGAUUCAUAUCAAAUAUGUAA